AUGGCCGACGUAGAAAUGGAAGUUGACAACCCGCCCUCCCCCUCCGCCGACACGGGAGCCGCCCCCGCGCGCAACGAGUCCGAGAUGCAAACCCAUGGCCGCGCCACCGCCGUCCGCUCCAUUGAGGGCUGGAUCGUAAUGGUGACCAACGUGCACGAGGAGGCCGACGAGGAGGCCAUCCACGACAAGUUUGGCGAGUUCGGCGAGAUCAAGAACCUGCAUCUCAACCUUGACCGGCGGAGCGGUUACGUCAAGGGUUACGCCCUCAUCGAGUACGCAACGCUGACCGAGGCCCGCGCGGCAAUCGACUCCGCCCACGAGACAAAGCUCCUCGACCAGACCGUCUAUGUCGACUUCGCAUUCGUUCGUCCCCCGCCAGGCGGCAAGGGCGGAGCCAACCGCGGCGGCGCGAGGCCCCAGAACCGAGGCCGCGGACGGAGCCGCAGCCGUAGCCGCAGUCGCAGCGCCGACAGGGAUGUCGCCGCUGCCAAGGAGGGAGACGUCCAGUGA
Messenger RNA from Colletotrichum truncatum, 510 nucleotides. Its product is annotated as RNA recognition domain-containing protein. Gene Ontology annotation, cellular component: nucleus; cytoplasm; exon-exon junction complex. The record is from RefSeq and is a predicted model, not a curated record. Gene Ontology annotation, molecular function: mRNA binding. Lineage: Eukaryota; Fungi; Ascomycota; Sordariomycetes; Glomerellales; Glomerellaceae. Gene Ontology annotation, biological process: RNA splicing.